UUUGGUUUUGAUUGGUUGGCUGUUCUUUACAGGAUGUGAUGCAGCAGGCAACAAAUGCUAUCCUGAGAGGAGGCACAAUUCAAGCUCCUACUGUAUCUGCCAAGACCAUUGCAGAGCAACUGGCUGAAAAAAUAAAUGCUAAGCUGAAUUAUGUACCUAUAGAGAAGCAGGAGGAAGAGAAACAGGAUGGAGGACAAAACGAAUCGUUUAAGAGAUACGAAGAAGAGUUAGAGAUCAAUGACUUUCCACAGACUGCCAGAUGGAAAGUUACCUCCAAAGAAGCACUACAGAGAAUCAGUGAAUAUUCUGAAGCUGCUAUUACAAUCAGAGGAACUUACUUCCCUCCAGGCAAAGAACCCAAGGAAGGAGAGCGAAAGAUUUAUUUAGCUAUAGAAAGUGCCAAUGAACUGGCUGUACAGAAAGCAAAGGCAGAAAUCACACGGCUUAUAAAAGAGGAGCUUAUUAGAUUGCAAAAUUCAUACCAACCAACCAACAAAGGAAGAUACAAAGUUCUAUGAGUGUUUGGAGUUCUCUGCUGGUGGCUGGUGUGUGAAACUCGUGGCUUCUGUUGUUUUUGCUGUUUACACUGCUUAUUGUAAAUUAAGAUUUUUUUUAUUUUGUCUUGCGGACAUUUUUUAACAGAAAAUUGUUACUUGCUGAGACAUCUUAAUUCUCUCCACUGAGGUUAUCAGUCUUAAAGCAGACCAGUUUUGGCAGAGCAUGAUUUAAUUUAAAAGUGCGGUAUAUACUUUACACCAUAAAGAAUAUAAAAUAAAACAGAUUUUAAUUUUCCUGACAGACUAUACUGUUAAGUAAAUUAAACAAUACUGGGAUUUGUGUUGGAAAUUGUUAGAAUGUACCUGCUUCAUAUUGCGGGGAUGAGCCGUACCAUAUCAGUUUAUACUGGAAUAAUGAUAAAACACCAAAAUAAAGGCAGGAUUUUCUCCUGAUCCUUAGCAUCUCUCUGGCUGGUUCCACACACAUUCAUUCCCUGUACAGAUGUACCUCUAAGGUCAGAGAGUCUUGCAGUGAUCAGAGUAGAGAAUUUUAUCCAGAAAUACUUGAGGUCUAGUUUUAAGAUCUACUCAUCCCUUUCAUCUCCCAUUUUGUCUUUAUCAUCCAGGUAAUACAGUAACUCCUUGGUUUUGUUUUUUCCCCCCUUUUUUUUUGUAAAGUGAAAUGUUUUUUAGUAUGAAAAUAAUUUCCACAUCUUUUCUAAACAUCAGAAUUUCAGAAUUUGAUUUUUUUCUUCAUUCUCUGACGUAAGAAUGAAAGCCUGUUUAGUUCAAAAAGAAAUAGAAAAAAAAAAAAAGAAAAACCUCUUUUGUAACGAAUAUAUGACUUUGUCACUUUUUAUAGUGUUCUUAUAUAUACAUUUAACGCGAUUGUCCCCAGGGUUGUUGUCUUUACUACUGUUAGGACAUGGCUUUAAGUAAAAAUUGAUAACUAUUUCUGAGUCAAUUCCACAGAUACUGACUAUCAUAGCAGUCAAUCAGCUACCACACUGGGACAGGCAAGGCCUUUCAUUUUGAGGACUCAUCCCCAUAACCAUUAGCAUUCAUGACAGACACUUCUUGCUCUUUUAACUUCCAUGUGUCUACUUACCUGGAGCAUAAGCAGUAGCAAUUUGAAUCGUCUUAUUCUGGCAGCUGCGAGACUUUGAAGAUGAUGACUUUCAAAAGGACUUUUGUAGAAAGCUUUUCUUACCUGACACGUUGAGAAGAAAUGUGUCAUUUUAAAAUCGCCCUGUAUAUACUGCUUUACCCCUGGUGAAGACAAAUCAGCCAACCUGCCUCAUAACUGUAAAUUUAGAACUUCUGUUUCCAAACUUUGUGUAAUUUAAAUGGCCAUUUCUGUUUGCAUACAACUGUCAGUUAUUCUAGCGUCAGUGUAUCUGACUUUCAAUACAGGAAAGUAAUGAUUGUACCAAAUUAACAGUACACAUUGAGGAUAAAAACACCCAUAGUGUAGUACUUGACAAUGUUAAUACGAGUAAGUCCUUAAGUUCAGCAAAGAGAAGCACACACAAUAAUGUAUUUCAAAAUUCCAAACAGCAAUCUCAAGCUAAAAAUCUAUGGUUCCCUUAAAAUCCAUCAGGUUUCCUUCUGUUAAAAAGUGGGUUUUGAUACGUUUCAUACAACUAGUUUGUUGAAUUGUCUUUUUGACAGCAUCCCCCCAGAAGAGUGACAGAUACUGAUGUAUGUAGUGAAGAGCACUUUCAAGUUUGGACAGACUGACAUUUCUUUAAAAAAUCUUGUUUCAAAAUGUUCAUAUAUAUAUUGGUAUCUCCUAAAAAUCAAAAGGCAUGACGGAGACAUUCUUAUGAUUUCCAGCUUUGCACUGUUGGAUUUCGGAGAUGAAACGAUGUGUAAUCUUUAUCUUCCUGGGGUUUUUAAAUGCAAUGUCAAUAUUCCUAUGUUUUUUAAAUUCCAGCAAAAAUAAAAAUAAUUUCAAUGUA
This is a messenger RNA of Oxyura jamaicensis (ruddy duck), 2458 nucleotides long. Its product is annotated as probable ATP-dependent RNA helicase DDX46. The transcript has 4 exons. Gene Ontology annotation, cellular component: nucleus. NCBI's taxonomy places the organism in Eukaryota, Metazoa, Chordata, Aves, Anseriformes, Anatidae. Gene Ontology annotation, molecular function: RNA binding. The coding region runs from base 39 to 518 and encodes 159 amino acids. The record is from RefSeq and is a predicted model, not a curated record.